AUACCUUAUCCCAAUUCACCCCAUCCACACAUGCGUCGGGUCCGUUCUGUCGUACCCAUUCACCCCUCUACACCCCUACCUCAGAGGUGAGGUACAUCUGUGCUUCGUCAUUACUAAAUACCCCAAUCCAUCCGUCCCGGAUCCCGCCCAGCAUCUCUUUCCAAAACCUUCCCAGCUCGCUCUUCUGCCCUUCUGCUUGCUAACUUUGGUUUCCUGCUGUAGAGGCUUUUCUUUCCCCCUUCUUCUCUACAUCUCUCAUCCAAAGAAAUAUUCAUAGUCGAGCCAGCUUCAUCACCGACAUCACACACACCAUGGCCGAUCACACCUCCGCCGCAGCUUCUAUGGAGCUCAAGGAGAACACCGUCAUCGUUGUUCUCGGCGCUUCCGGAGAUUUGGCAAAGAAGAAGACUUACCCUGCUCUGUUCGGUCUGUACCGAAACCAGUUCCUCCCCAAGGACAUCAAGAUUGUCGGAUAUGCGCGGACAAAGAUGGACCACGAUGACUACAUCCGCCGCAUCAGAUCCUACAUGAAGACACCCACAAAGGAGAUCGAGCAGCAGCUCGACGACUUCUGUAACCUCUGCACCUACGUCUCUGGCCAGUACGACAAGGACGAGUCAUUCCAGAACCUGACCCGGCACCUCGAGGAGCUCGAGCAGGGCAAGCCUGAGACCCACCGUCUCUUCUACAUGGCACUUCCCCCCAGUGUCUUCACCAUUGUCUCCCAGCAUCUCAAGAGAUGCUGCUACCCCACCAAGGGAAUUGCGCGCGUUGUCAUUGAGAAGCCCUUUGGUAAGGAUCUUGCCAGCUCCCGGGAGCUUCAAAAGUCCCUCGAGCCCGACUGGAAGGAGGAUGAGCUCUACCGCAUUGACCACUACCUCGGCAAGGAGAUGGUCAAGAACAUCCUCAUCCUUCGCUUUGGUAACUCCUUCUUCGGCUCCACCUGGAACAGGCAGAACAUCGACAACGUCCAGAUUACCUUCAAGGAGCCUUUUGGUACCGAAGGCCGUGGCGGUUACUUUGACGAGUUCGGUAUCAUUCGCGAUGUUCAGCAGAACCACUUGCUUCAGGUCCUCACCCUGCUCGCCAUGGAGCGCCCCAUUUCCUUCGCCUCGGAGGACAUUCGUGACGAGAAGGUGCGCGUUCUCCGCGCCAUGCCCGCCAUCGAGCCCAAGAACGUUAUCAUCGGACAAUACGGCAAGUCAUUGGACGGCAGCAAGCCAUCGUACAAGGAAGACGAUACUGUCCCCAAGGACUCGAGGUGUCCCACUUUCUGCGCCCUUGUCGCAUACAUCAAGAACGAGCGCUGGGAUGGCGUUCCUUUCAUCAUGAAGGCCGGCAAGGCCCUCAACGAGCAAAAGACUGAGAUCCGUAUUCAGUUCAAGGACGUUACCUCGGGUAUCUUUAAGGACAUUCCCCGCAACGAGCUUGUCAUGCGCAUUCAGCCCAACGAGAGUGUCUACGUCAAGAUGAACUCCAAGCUGCCCGGUCUCAGCAUGCAGACUGUCGUCACCGAACUUGACUUGACCUACCGCCGCCGCUUCUCUGACCUCAAGAUCCCAGAGGCUUACGAGUCAUUGAUUCUGGACUGCCUGAAGGGCGACCACUCCAACUUCGUCCGUGACGACGAGCUGGACGCCAGCUGGAGAAUCUUCACCCCUCUGCUGCACUACCUGGACGACAACAAGGAGAUUAUCCCCAUGGAAUACCCCUAUGGAUCUCGUGGCCCCGCCGUCCUCGACGACUUCACCUCCUCCUAUGGCUACAAGUUCAGUGAUGCGGCUGGAUACCAGUGGCCUACUACCUCUGCUCAGGCUGCCCCGAACAAGUUUUGAGCAAACCCCUCCACCCCCAUUACACCAACUACAAAAAACCACACUUUCGACCAAUGCACCCGCGAUAUCCCACUGCGCCGCCUAUGGCAUUCGCAACGUAUCAUAACCAUCGAAGGGAGGGCAUAGAUUUCAAAUGAAGACGACAUAAACAAGGGAAGCCAGGAGGAAAGCCCACGGGUGAACACUGGUAGGACGAUGGACAUUUCUUCGCUUUGCUUGGCGGUUCAGAGAGGAUAGAAAAUCAAUGAGAUUCACGUUUCUAAUGAUCAAAACUGUUCGUUCCUUA
Molecule: messenger RNA, 2121 nt
Organism: Colletotrichum scovillei
Lineage: Eukaryota; Fungi; Ascomycota; Sordariomycetes; Glomerellales; Glomerellaceae
Product: glucose-6-phosphate dehydrogenase
Exons: 7
Coding region: 312-1835 (507 amino acids)
Biological process (GO): pentose-phosphate shunt, oxidative branch; glucose metabolic process
Cellular component (GO): cytosol
Molecular function (GO): glucose-6-phosphate dehydrogenase activity; NADP binding
Source: RefSeq, a predicted model, not a curated record